GUGUAUACGUUUAGUUUACGGUUUGAUCUUAAGUCAUCCAACGUCAUGUCAGUCACGACGAAACAUUACUGUUGCAGGACAUAAAACUUUAUGGGUACCGACGAAAAAAGAAAAUAUGAAAUCGAACAAGGAUAAAUCUGUACCAACUAGACGGAGGCCUACAUCCAAUAAAGUAUACCGAUAUCAUCAUCAACAACAAAUUACGCCGGGCACGACAACACUAAAGUAUUGGCAUCAUUUCUACGAAGAUGAAGAAGCGUGGCCCAAAGUUGUAUUGAUUCUAUCAAGUACAGAACGUACCACUACUGCUAAGCCACAGACUAAAACGUUUGCUUAUUAUUUUCCAUCUCUGUACAAACCUGAAGACAGUACAGAAUCGGACUUUUCGAACGAUAGUACUGAGGAGGACCGAGAGGAAAGCAGUGAAGAGGACAGAGAGGAGGAAAUAGAAAAGGAGAGAGACGAUGAACAAGAAAACUCCGAAAUAACCGAAAAGGACUCACCCUCCCUUGCGACCGACUACGGGGACGCUGAUGAUAGCGAUCACGAAGAUGAUAAUUAUGGAGAUUCUGAAUUCUUUGGCAAUGAUAGUCAAAUAUUUAAACUUGAUGAAGACAGAGCAACAAAUAACCCGGAAACUACAACGACUACACCAAAAAGCAGACCAAGCAAAGUGUAUACUACUAUACCUAAGCGAACCACUACUACGCUUCCUACUACUACCACCUCUACUACUACCACUACUACUGAGGCUCCAACUCCUCCAAAAAGAGACCCGACAACAACAACCGACCUCACAACAACGAGCCCGAAGAGUACAAGCGAUACUUCCAGAUACGAAACUUAUAAUGAUGAUGACACAACUUCAACGACUGCAAGUUCACCCGGUGAUGAAACGACUCCUACUACUACAACAACUACUACUCGUCCUACUACUACUACAACUACUACUCGUCCUACUACUACUACAACUACUACUCGUCCUACUACUACUACAACUACUACUCGUCCUACUACUACUACUCGUCCUACUACUACUCGUCCCACUACGACUCGUCCUACUACUACUACUCGUCCCACUACAACUCGUCCCACUACUACUCGUCCCACUACGACUCGUCCUACUACUACUACUCGUCCUAGUAACCAUCGUCCUACUACUACUCGUCCUACUACUACUCGUCCUAGUAACCAUCGUCCUACUACAACUCGUCCUAGUUCUCGUUUUCCUAGGAAGACGACGACGAUGCCUACGACGACGCCUACGACGACGCCUACGACGACACCGAGGCCGCUUGAAGCUCGCUGUUUUCAGUGUGGAUUAAAUACUACGGAAAUUCCAUACGCACCUUCGUGCCAUCAUGUGUUUGAUACGCCUGAUCGUACAUUUCAUGCUCAAAGAAGAUUUUACAAAGUCAUUUGUAAAAACGAAGACGAUGAUGACAGGGUUUUGAAAUCCAGGGAACCUGUCGGUGAUAUUAACGACUACUACGUGGUGCCGCCAGACAAGACGUACAGAGGUGGGUGCUUCAAGAGGUUCCUAGACCUGGGCGAGCUAUACAACGAGCGCGGGUGCCGCACGAUGCUGCCGCUGCGCGGGAACAGCCUGGCCUCCAUCCGGCUGAUGCGGCUGGAGCGCUCCAUGGCCGCCAUCGACGAAGGUUGCGUAUCCAGUCCGCACGCCUCGCUCACGCCCUUCAGCAAGGCCGUGUCCCUCUACUCCCGGUACCAUGUCUGUGUCUGCAUUGGAGAGUUCUGCAACCGAGCCACCACUCACAAACUCACCACGUUUUACGUUUUGGUUUUAAUUAUACAUUUAAGAGAAUAUCAAAUUAUUUUUUUGUUUUAGACUAGUUGGCUUUAAGGAUACGUUACUCGAUAAUCGUUUUUGCUAAUCUACAGCUGACAUCUAUACAAAUAAUUAAUCUGUAGAAGGGUCAAUUCUGUACAUUGAAAAUAUUGAAAAAAAAAUAGCAGGGGAUGUUACUGGAUCGACACCCAACCCAAAUGGGUGAUUAAAAAAAAAUUGUCUGUCUGUCUGUUUGUCUGUCUGUUUCAGGCAUACGUGAAAAUAAACCUUAUUAUCCUGGGCAUAAAAUAGAAUACUUUUAUCCUGGAAUAAUCUGAGCAAAAAAAAUAAUCUUAAUCUUUCAUUUUUAUAUAAGAUGUUGUUCUGUUGAACCGCGGGUGUCGGGGAAAGUGUUUUAAUACCAUUGAUUCCCAACAAUUUUCCAUUUCAAUUUAAGAGAAUACAGUUUCCUGUAGCUUUGUGUUACUUCAUGACAAUUAAUACCUAAGGCUCAAGGUCAGACCCUAGGGGCUAGGAGUUGCUGGCGUAGAUCUUACCGCGAGUUGUUUUUCACACGGGCAACUUUACGUAGAAAUUUCGCGUGUAAGCAGUCCAAGAAAUCUUCAUGUUCAUGUUCCGGACGAGCUCACUAACAAUGUUGUGUAUGCUGAAGUUCUCAAUUAACUUUUUGUCGCAAUGUCACGAUAACGUUUUUAUUUUUCUAAACUUUUCGUCAUUUUCAGUAAUUUACUGUUACAUGCUAGUAAUCAAGGUCGGAAUUACUAUGAAGAAAAUACUUACUACAGAAAGCGAGCUCAACAGUAGUAGCUCAAUAGAGGGAUCUCCUUUAUUAUUAUAGGCCUAGCCGUAAUUGGGUCCAAUUGAUAUUUAUAAGAUGUCAUUGUCAGAGUUACUCAAAAUUGAGAAAUAAACCAUCCACGCGGACCCCGACAUCCGCGCGGACGGAGUCGCGGGCGGAAGCUAGUUAUUAAUGAGUAGCUCUAAAAUGUUAAUGAAGUAAUGUUAUUAUAUUAUUAUAAUGCGAUACUAGGAACCUGCCUCUAACAGCACAACAGGGCCUCAUAUCCCUAUAUUAAUAUUCUUUGAAUCAUUUGACUCACCCAAUACUUGGAAAUUCAUUGUAUUGACGUGAUUGUUCCGAACCAUACUGAUUUUCUAAACAAGUUCUAUCAAGGCUUGGCUAGUUUUUCCGACGUUUAUAAAUGUUAUGGACAAAGUGAUAAAUUGAGCAGUAUAUAUAAUGCCCGGUCAUUAUGAAAAA
Trichoplusia ni (cabbage looper) is the source of this 3071-nucleotide messenger RNA. RefSeq names its product mucin-2-like. The transcript has 2 exons. Bases 116 to 1849 code for a protein of 577 amino acids. The record is from RefSeq and is a predicted model, not a curated record. Lineage: Eukaryota; Metazoa; Arthropoda; Insecta; Lepidoptera; Noctuidae.